This is a messenger RNA of Lathyrus oleraceus (garden pea), 1210 nucleotides long. Its product is annotated as F-box/LRR-repeat protein At3g48880. Gene Ontology annotation, molecular function: protein binding. The transcript has 3 exons. Bases 126 to 950 code for a protein of 274 amino acids. NCBI's taxonomy places the organism in Eukaryota, Viridiplantae, Streptophyta, Magnoliopsida, Fabales, Fabaceae. The record is from RefSeq and is a predicted model, not a curated record.
UUUGUUUCUCUAUAAAUAUUUUUCAAAGUUUUAAUUUCAUUUCAGUCUAUCAUCAAUCUCUAUUUGAGAGAGCCUGAACUCCUUCACUAAGACCCAAGAUUAAAAGUAAGAGGAACCAUUAAAUCAUGAAGAAUAAUAAGUCGAAUAACAGCUACUCGAAUGAUCACUUGUUCUAUGAGAUUCUGGUAAGAAUCUUCACAGUUCUUCAUGUUGCAGACCUUGCUAAAGCCUCCAUGGUUUGCAAAGCUUGGAACGUGGCCAGUCGUGCCCCUGAGCUUUGGAAAACACUUGAUCUAAAUGAACUAGGCAUGGAUCUGCCAUUGAGACCAUAUGCUUGGUUUGGUGAACAUUCAAGCAAGAAAAUGACUCAAAUAUUGAAGUAUGCAUCAAGUUUGGGUGGUGAAAACAUAAGUUGCUUAAUAUUUAAUUAUUAUGUCUACUUGACAAAUGCGCACUUAAUCUCGAUUGCGGAAAGGACUCCGAAUCUUAAAAUGCUGGUGCUUCCAAUAACAGGUAACAUCUCAAAAUUUGGAGUAGAAACUGCUAUGAGGUCAUGGAGAAAUAUUGAGUCCAUAACAAUUACCGAAAUGUUCAAAAAUGUUAACUUUUUUGAGGUAGUUGGAAAAUAUUGCAAGAACAUCGUUAGGUUAAAGUUUACAUGUUCCUUUGAAAAAGGUCAAGCUGAAGGUAUAGUUAAAUACAUUCCGAAUCUAAGGACAUUAAUUAUUCGAAAUGUUAUGGUAAGCAUGACAGGUUUGUGUCAUGUGUUGAAUAGCUUGGAACAUUUGGAAGUAGUGAACUUAUGUCAUUGUCUUCUUACUGAUUUAUUAGAUGGUAGUUUUCGAAUAUACUAUAUUCGCGAUUUGCAAAAACGCGUCAAUUUUUCGGGUGAGCUUACAGUCUGCAACGAAAGUUCGUGUCUUCCGUCGACAAAUAGGUUGGAGGAAUGACCAGAGAAGACUAUCAUAUGGAAUCUUGGAAGAUAUUUGGCGUGAAGAUGAAAUAAAGUUUCUUGCUUAUUAAGUGAUUAGUUAUAUGUUGAAGAUUGCUUGAACCUCAUGAUUUUUUUAAACAUCAAUAAUAUGAAUCUUGGAAGAUUUUUAAACGUUUUGUUCAUUUUGUAUUAGAACCAUGUUUGGAGACAUUGUAUUGUAUGACUUGCAUUUGUCUAGUCAUUAAAGUUAUUGAGAAAUAAGAUAGUCUUUUGAAA